GUCGCUGUCAGUAGCAGUAGCAGCCCUCAGUGGACGUCCGCAGCUUCAGUGUGGGAUUUCUACAUGUUACUUCAUCAGAGGAGUCGCUCGAGACGUGCGUCUACCUGCUUUCUGUGAAUCUUUGGAUAUUGCUGCCACUUCAAACGCACCCGCACACUUCAGUCUCGUGGUCUUUUUUUUUUAAAGUCAGCCGCGGUGUGUUGUACAAAAACUUUAAAGAAGACUUUGCAACUUUGGAGUUACAUGUAGUGUGCACCGCGGUGAGUUCAUGUGGCUUAUCAUCUGACAGAAGCGGGACUAUUUGUCUGGGAAUCUUUUUAUUUCGUUUUUUUUUUUUUUUUUUUUUUUUUUUUAAACAACAUGGUCAGCAAGUGCUCCGUUGUGUUAUUGAAUGUCCUUUUUCUGGUGCGGGCGCUCGCGGCUCAUGAGUGCACGCCAUGUAGUCUGCGGACUUGUCCCGUCAAUAAAGCACCGCACGGCUGCGAAGGUGGCCGGACCUUAGCCAGGGAUCCAUGCGGAUGCUGUGAGCAGUGUGCCCGGCUGGAGUGGGAGCCCUGCGGCGGGCAGGACUGGGCGCACGGCUACUGCGCCCUGGGGCUGACCUGCGCCUCUGUUAACAAAACAGGAGCAGCCAUAAUCCCUGAAACUGGAGUAUGUAAAGUCCUCCCCGAGCAUCCAGAGGCAGGCCUGGAGGACGAGCGUUGUCCCCUGAUGACAGGCUGCGACAGAGCUGGAGGUCAGUGUGUGUGCGACGCCCGGCACUCCUGCUUGGGCUCUUUCACCUUCCCAGACCAAGAAAGCUGCAUGAAGGCCAGCAAGUCAGAAGGUCGAAGGCACGAGCACAGGGAGAGGCACAGAGAGAAGUAUGUGGGACCCUCCAACCCGGCCUGCAUGUUUUCUGGGUGUAACCUGACCGCCGAAGGCUGCGUGUGUGAGUCUCAGAGCUGCCACCACCACUUCGCCUACAUCAACCGCAGCCAGUGCCAGGAAGCCGCAGAGGAGCUGAGGUGUGCCGGGGUGACAUGUCCCACUCUGCAGGUGCCCUCCUGCCCCAAGGGUUCCGUCCUGACCAAGAGUUACACGCCACCUGCUGGCUGCUGCCCCUCCAUACCGCCCCAGUGCACUUGCGACCUCCGUGCCUGCCACAAACCGCAGUGCCCGAGCGGACAGCGCGCCGUGCCGCUUAGCCAGGCCAGCGGUCAGCCGGGAGACUGCUGUGAUGUCUUUGAGUGCCAGAAAGUGUCUCCUAAGUGUGUCCACAAUGGGAAGGAGUUUUCCGAAGGAGAGGUGUACCGCAUGGACCCCUGCUGGCUGUGUCAGUGCCGGGGAGGAAUCUCCUUCUGCUCCAAGGCCGAGUGCGCUGAGCUGGACUGUGAAAACUUCUACAUUCCUGAGGGCGAGUGUUGCCCUGUCUGCAUAGAUGUGGAGUUACUGUCGACGGACAGCACUAAGGCCAGUUGCUGGGUGAACAAUAAGCUGCGGGCCCAUGAGGAGCAGUGGAAAGAGGAUGACUGCACCUUCUGCCAGUGUGUGGACGGAGAGCCGCACUGCACGGCCAUGGCCUGCAAACAGAGCUGCCAGUACCCCGUCAAGAUUCCUGGAGAGUGCUGCCCCUUCUGUGAAGAGCCUUCUUACGAAACUGUUAGCCCCAUGCUAUGCCCUCCCCUGGAAAACUGCUCGUUGUCAGGGAACGAGUGCCCCUACGGCUUCCAACAGGACAAGAAUGGAUGUCUGCUCUGCCACUGCCUCAACAAUGACUCCUGCCCUGACCUGGGAAAAUACUGCUCCCUGCAAUGCCCUCUGGGGUACAAAAGGGAUGACUUUGGCUGCGAGGUGUGCGAGUGCAGCAUACCCGUGCCCAAGUGCCGACCUUUGACCUGCACUAAGACCUGCCCCUAUGGAUACGUGAGGAACAAGCACGGCUGUGAGAUGUGUCGCUGUGUCAAGUGUCCUCCCUUCACCUGUGACAAGCACUGCAGCGACGGCUACCGACAAAACAGGAAGGGCUGCUCCAUCUGCAUGUGCAAAGAAAGCGACCACGUCCCGAGCACCAUGGGCCCGGCCCCGAUACCCAGCUAUUGCCUCACCUCUAAUGGGCACCGCUACGAGGAAGGUGACGGCUGGCACGAUGGCUGUCGUGACUGCUACUGCCACUCGGGACGGGAGAUGUGUGUGCUCAUAUCGUGCCCCGUGCCCAGCUGCUCUAAUCCCGUUGUGAGGCCAGACCAGUGUUGUCCGACAUGUGAGGAUGAGUCAGGCAGCGGUCAGCCAGAGGGGAUGGACAUGGUGGUGUGCAGAGCGCCCGGGGGAGAGUUUUACGUGGAGGGGGAGACGUGGAACCUGGACGAGUGUACGCGGUGCACCUGCAGGAAGGGACGUGUCCUGUGCGACACUGAAGUGUGUCCUCCAGCUCUCUGCCAGACUCCAAUCAGGAACAAAGACACCUGUUGCCACGUAUGCCCAGAGGAGACGCAGAGCCCCUUGCUACCGGUGAACAACAGCCAGCAGGAGUACUGCAUCACCAGCGACGGAGACGUGCUGCUGGCUGGCGACUCCUGGAAGGCCAACGCCUGCACCAGCUGCACCUGCAACAACGGCACCAUUCAGUGUUUCUCUCAGCGCUGUCCGGCUGCCAACUGCAGGGUGCCCGUCUUACGCAAGGGCCAGUGCUGCCCACACUGUCUAGAAAUUACAACGUCAGUUCCGGUGAUGGUGUCCACCAAUGCACCCAAGACAACGGCCGCCAUUACAGUGGAGAGUACAGUGUGGAUCACCACCGUCACCGUACCGCCCAUCAUUGCUGACACAGAUGAGCCAGGUUUGGGUGAGAAUUACCCCAGCCAAACAGAGAUGGCCGUCAUCUACCAAUCAGCAGCCUGGAUCCUGGCAGGUCUCCUCCUGGCCAUCAUCAUCUUCCUCGUUGUAGCGUUACUCAUAAACAAGAAGAAGAAGUGGGUGCAGAUGUCCUGCUACAGUGCACCAAAGAAGACGGUGAUCCUAAAGAAGCACGUAAACAAAAACUCUGUGGUCUACAUGGAGCCCUCCAAGGAGAACAAGUUUCAGAAUGUGAAGAAUGACUGCGGCAUCAUCCACUUCUCUCCAGAGAUGAGCUCCACCGGCCUGGACAAGAUGACCAUCCCCCGGGCCAAGCUGAGCAUGGGCAACGACUGGACGCCGCGCUAGAGAACAAAAAACACAAACAAGACACCGCUCAAACUCCUCAGAUCAGAGCUGUCCGGCACCUCCCACUCUCUUUUACUGCCGUAUCCACAGUGAUUAGUGCAACAGUGCGCUCACACACCUUCAGCCGCCGCUGCCUUGUUCCCACCCAUCUGUGUGAAACUGAGGACAAGAGACAAAGCAAGUGACCUCCGUUUCUUUUCAUUUGUGUCCAUAUUUCUUCUUUGUUUUGGAUCUUCGUGGUGGAGUAAGAUGCCCGGAGGUGGACCGACGUGUAAGAGGACACAGCCACUUCACGCUCUGCUUUAAAACAGAGAGGGAGGCAGCCAGAGAGGCUCCUCUGUCAGCAUCACACUUUGACUGUGAACAUUGUAAUAUUAUCGCUUAUUAUUGCCUCCUUUUGAAACUGGAACUCUGAGGCAGUAAGUGGAGCGUAAAGAGCUUUAGGACAGGGGCUUGGGCUGGUAAAAGGGAGGUGUCGGUGAGGAUGCUGCCCCCCUCUUUGAAUUCAGCAUGGAUGUAAUCAUUUUCAUCAGCAGGGAGGCCAAAGGAACUGAUAAUCCAGUUGGAUUAAAUUGGGUUCAGCAUCCAAAUCAAGGCUUUAUAUAGACCCCCAGAUCCAUCCCCCUGCUUUAGAAUGUGUGGUUUCCAUCUUAGUUUUUGUAUAUUUCUACAGUAUUUGUACUAGUUGUAGUGUUGUUCUUGGCCACCUCUCAUUUUUAUUAUGGGCGUCUCCGUGGGGGCCAGAUUGAAACAUUUAAAAUAAAAAAUGCCAGUCUAAACAUUCCCACCGUGAUCAACUUCAGGAAGGACACACUUCCCAAAUAAUAGCCUUGUUUCUACCUUCCAAUGACCCAAGUCAUUCCAUUCACAAAACUAAAAAUGAAAUCUGUGAACUCGUCCGCCGUACAGCAGUCUUCAUCUUUCCCCUCAGCCUAGCCCGACCUCGGUCGAACCUCAUUGUAACAAUCGCAGAGUUGAAACGGAGUGAUGUUCAUCCAGGAAGAAUGUCAUUUUUAGUGUGCAGAGUGCCAGGCGCUUCAUUUACAAGGAAUGUCUUUGAUACGAUGCCUCACCUUCAUCCACAGCUGUGUGUGUGUGUGUGGUGUGUGUGUGGAGGUACUGCCCACACUGAAUGUUGCCGAUAAUUUAAUUCAUUUUAAAGCCUUAAUUCUUUCGCCUUAAUACAUAUCCUGUUUUCAUUUAACAACCGUGUUAGCCCUCAUCAAGCAGGGCUGUGUACUGCAAAGAAUCUGGCAAUAUCACCAUACAGAGAUUCAAUAUGUUGCCAUGUAGUGCAAUAACGGGGGAAUUAUUGGGAUUUUGUUCAGUAUAGUUCUAGUCAGAACAGUGAGAUCUGCCUUGGCAUUUUCCCAAUUUUUGCAUCUAAACUAUUAUUUUUUAAAUCAAUAAGGUAUCACAAAAUGUUCUAUAGUGAUAUUCAGGUGAUUUGAUAUUUUGGUUACACUUUCUAUGAUGCUCAUUUGCAUUAUAAACAUAUUUAAAAUGGGUUAUAACUUCCUUAUAGCACUCCACUACAAGUAAAAGUCCUACAUUCAAAAUUUACUGAAGCAAAAGUUUCAGCAUCAAAAUGUACUUAAAGUAUCAAAAUGAGAAGUACUUGUAAUGCAGAAUGGACCAAUUUAGAUUUGUAUAUUUAUCUAAAUAUAUUAUUGCUGCAUUUAUGUAAGCAGCAUUUCCAUUUUCUCAAGGGCUUAUUGAAUAUACCAUUAGAAAAUGUCUAGUUACAUUAAAUCAAUCAUGUUUUUCAUGUUAAAUCUCAACCUGAAAAGUAACUAAAGUUGGCAGCUAAAUGUAGUGGAGUAAAAAGUACAAUAUUUGCCUCUAAAUGGAGUGAAAUAGAAGUAUAAUGUUACAUAAAAUAGAAAUACUCAAGUAAAGAACAAGUACCUUAAAGAUGUACUUAAGUACAGUUCUUGAGUAAAUGUACUUAGUUAUAUUCCACCACUGGUUUAUAAUGCAUUACAGACAGGGGCCUGCAAAAGAAAUGUCAGUAAAUUGAAUAUUUGAGUGUUUAUGUCUGUAAUUAGCUAUACAAGUGUUUAUAAUUCAUUGCAGACAUCAUAGAAAGGGUAACUGAUAUUUCUUCCACUCCAAAUAUGAAAAACAGUCAUAUAUUCACCCGUUAUUAACAUGAACAGAUACUGAACUCCUCAUAUCUGAGUGAAUGAGGUGGUAAAUGUUAAAGAGCAUGUAAAAGAGAUGUAGCACUUUCUUUGGCACCAGUGUUUUUUUUUUGUUUUUGUUUUAGAAAGCUCCCUGCAGGAUUCUUGUAGGGAUAAAGUCCCUAAUCAGGAAUUGAAUAGGCAUAUUAAGCCCACGGAGAUGUUAAACCACUAAAGUGAACACGCUGUUGCAGCUAGAGGCUCUGUAGCAAUAUGAUCAGUACGGGGUAACAGACAGAAUCUGAGAAGCAUUACGAAACAAACUGUGUUUGGAUCAGAGCUCUCGAUACUUUGCCAAUUUCUCAACACAAAGACCUUUUCUGAUGCCAAAAUUGGUUGGAGACCAAUUUAUAUUGAAGUGUUUUAGUAGCUCAGUAGAUUUGUGUCUGUUUGAUUCAUGACCAUGUGCUUUAAAAUGAAGAGGCGACUGUAAAAGCUUACUUUGUUCUUCUAUGUGUAAAAAAAAAAGAAAAAACAGUAGUUUAAAUUAGUAGGACAGAAGAGUACCUUAUUUAUUUUUUCACAUAGCUUUAUUUAUUAAUACUAAACUAUAGUUUGACUUUUUUUUUUGGAAAAAAAUGAACUUUUGGUAGCCAAAGCUGCUGUACAUUGUAGACUAUUUACCAUUUCUAUCUGCUAUAUUCUAUACAACCUUAUUUAUUUCACUGUUGCAAAACUUGUAAAUAUGUUUCCUAGAUGAUGAACUGUAACAUUUACACUUAUUUUGAAAAAUAAAUGUGUGAACCAAAGCAGUUUUUCUUUAAAGUUUGA
Molecule: messenger RNA, 6137 nt
Organism: Centropristis striata (black sea bass)
Lineage: Eukaryota; Metazoa; Chordata; Actinopteri; Perciformes; Serranidae
Gene: crim1
Product: cysteine rich transmembrane BMP regulator 1 (chordin-like)
Exons: 15
Coding region: 361-3183 (940 amino acids)
Cellular component (GO): extracellular region
Molecular function (GO): protein binding; serine-type endopeptidase inhibitor activity
Source: RefSeq, a predicted model, not a curated record